AGAGAGGAAGGAGGGGGUGGGCACAGCAAAGAGGGAAAAAAGAAAACAGAAAAAGAAUUGCAUGCCACUAUGCCUGAAUAUAUCCUCUACUUGUAGAUAAUUCCAUCCGAGUUGCACUUUUGCCUUUUUAUUUCCGUUUUUGGACACCUCCUUUAUCAUCCAGCCAACUGGGACAGACAAAGCACUGUUGGUGCCCUGAGCGACAGAACUCUGGUAGGGGGCUGGCUGUAAAUUGACGUGGCAUGGAAAUUCUCCGCUAAGUUGUAGCAGCUUGCAUGUUUCUCCUAAGAUCAAGCCCAGCCUCCCAGAGCUGUGGCUUAAUCAUCAUGGGUUCAACGACUUUACAGAAAAAUGGAUAGAAAAUGUCUUCAGCUCCUUUCUUUGGACUCAAAUGUUUUCUUUUUGACUAUCUAUGGUUUAGCUGAAAAAAUCAAAGCAGUUAAGUCUGUAACUUUCUUUUUGCAGCUUAAACAACAGAAUUUGCUGCUCUCCCUCCCCUAUCCUGCAAUUUAAUUCCUUACAGAUUUUGCCAUGGGGUGCGGACUUAGAAAGCUAGAAGACCCUGAUGAUAGCAGCCCUGGAAAAAUAUUUUCUACCCUGAAGAGACCGCAAGUGGAAACAAAGACAGAAUUUGCUUACGAAUAUGUAUUGCUGGAUUUCACUUUACAAGCCUCGCCAAACCCAGAAGUCAUCAAGAUAAAUUCAAUUCCGGAUAUAGUAACAAAAGUUGAAGACUACUAUCUUAAAGGAUAUAUUGUUGGGGCUAUUCAUCCUGUUAUACAACCUGUGGGGCAGCGAAAACACCUACCUGCAAGUUACCUGUACAGGGUAGUGCUAUUGCGCUUGAAGUUAAGCCUGAAGCAUUCGGCAGCAUCCAGUGGACAAAGACGCCCAAGGCUCGUGAUUGAGGAAUGUCCUCUAACUUAUGAGACACAAACAAAUGACAUAGCAAAAGAACUGAUAGAAAAGAUUAAUAUAGCUGCUAAGAGAGGAAUGAAAUUUGUUGGAUUCAUAUCACAGCCUUAUUCACCACUUAAAUUCUGCAACGGAACCAACCAUGAUGAAGACGUAGAGUCAGUGCUGCCUCUGAGACACACUUCAGAUGAAAACUGUAAAAGUUGGAAUGAAGGAACAUUAAGUGGGCAAUCAUCUGAGAGUGGAAUUGAGGAAGAACUUCAUCAUGAAAGUGAACAGUGUCAGAUGGACCGAGAUGGCAGCCCCAGUUAUUCUAAAUCAAGAAAGGGAGAAGAAAACAAGUUGUAUACAAUAUUCAAUGUUUUCGAUGAUGAAUCAACCUGCUGGACCUAUCAGGAAGGCAUCCUGUCAAUGAAAGUAACAAGAAAAGGAUCUGUCAUUAGUACACUUGAUGCCGAUUGGCUGGAGUUAACUACAUUUUAUUAUAAACAAGGCUUGUCUUUAAUUGAUUCUUUUGUAUGCUGGGAAACAUCUAAAGGGGACCAUUUGCCUAAAUCUUUGGAAGGAUUCUUUAUCUAUGAAGAAGAAGGUUCUGGAGUUCCAGGUUCCAGUAGGAAAGGAAAUGAUGCCAUCGUAGUAGAACAAUGGACUGUUAUUGAGGGCUGUGAAAUCAAAACGGAUUAUGGCCCUCUGCUGCACACUCUGGCUGAGUUUGGAUGGCUCCUGACAAGCGUGUUGCCUACACCUAUACUGCGACAUGACAGUGAAGGGAAUUUGGCUACAAAGCAGGUUGUGUUCCUUCAGAGACCAGUUAUGUGGAAUUCAGCUGCUCAAACACCAGAAAGGAAAGCCAGCCGGCAUACAAAAGGUGAAGACAGGAACAAAGUCACCAGCAGGAGCAUCGGUUUGGACACAGCCACAUCACAACCAACGGACAGCAGAAACCCACCUGCAGAGUGCCUCCUCUCUCCUUCUGGAGAGUGUUGGACAAGAGAGAGGAGGCCGACACAGUACAGCAGCUUCUCUGGCUUCAGCAGCAAUGACAGUGUCCUACGGGAAUUAGAUGACGGUCAGUUUGACCAGGAAGAUGGAGUAACUCAGGUCACUUGUAUGUGAGCAAUGAAGUAAAGCAAUGGAAGGCCCUGUAAAUAACUAUUAAAAUAAUUGCCAACUGAC
Messenger RNA from Herpailurus yagouaroundi (jaguarundi), 2091 nucleotides. RefSeq names its product raftlin family member 2 (gene RFTN2). NCBI's taxonomy places the organism in Eukaryota, Metazoa, Chordata, Mammalia, Carnivora, Felidae. The record is from RefSeq and is a predicted model, not a curated record. The transcript has 9 exons. Bases 532 to 2031 code for a protein of 499 amino acids.